Oryzias melastigma (Indian medaka) is the source of this 3441-nucleotide messenger RNA. It is a transcript of the gene adam8b, whose product is annotated as ADAM metallopeptidase domain 8b. The transcript has 23 exons. Lineage: Eukaryota; Metazoa; Chordata; Actinopteri; Beloniformes; Adrianichthyidae. Gene Ontology annotation, molecular function: metalloendopeptidase activity; cell adhesion molecule binding. The record is from RefSeq and is a predicted model, not a curated record. Gene Ontology annotation, biological process: positive regulation of membrane protein ectodomain proteolysis; positive regulation of cellular extravasation; proteolysis. Bases 342 to 2855 code for a protein of 837 amino acids.
UUUAUUAUAGUCCCUGGUUUCUCUCACUCUGUAAAAAUGUCUAUAACUACAUUAUAUUACAUAUGUUAAUAUAUAAAUUAUAAUUAAAAUGUAUAUAUGUUCGUUUAUAUGAGUUAUGAUUGAUUAUGGAUUCGUUGCGCCUGUUAAGUAGUUUACAUCUAAUGGAGCGGGUGACUGGUCCAAGAUGGCGGCCCCGUCGAUGCGACAGCAUCUACUCUUUAUUAUGGUCAUGAGGUCAUGACCGGCUUCUUUCCCUGAAGUUGUGAGUCACGGGGGGCGGGGCCUCGGCGACUGUAUAAUGCACAGGCAAUGGCUCGCCGGAGAGCGAGCAGCGCGCCGUCAUGAUGGGGAAGGUGUCGCCGCUGUGUUUUUUCUUCGCCUGUCUCGUGCACAGCGGGGUUUUGCUGUCUCACGUUCAGAAUUAUGAGGUGGUCCGACCCCAGCGACGUCACGACAGACAGAAGAGGAGCCUGCAGAACGGCCAGACUUAUCCAGACACAGUUCUGUAUGAUCUGACAAUCGGAGGGAGAAACUGGACUAUUCAUCUGGAAAAGAACUGGAAUCUUUUUGGGAGAAAUUACACUGAAACAUUCUAUACAGAGGAUGGAGAAAGGGUCACAACAGCACCAAAAGAGGAGCACUGCUUCUACCACGGACACAUUCAAAGCGAGGAAGACUCCUCUGUGAGCGUGCAGAUAUGUUCCGGCAUCAGCGGUUUCCUGAGAGCGCAGCAGCAGCUGUACCUGAUCGAGCCUCUUGGACAGACGGAGGAGGAGGACCAUGCCGUCUACAGCAGUGAUGAGCUCAAGCUCGGCUCUGGUCAUCGCUCUUCCUGUGCCCUCAAAGCAGCUGCAGAGGACAGACAGCAGCAGCAGGACCAGCAGCCUGCAGCCCUCUUCAUGACCAGAUCAUGGGAGUCGAAACCCGUCUCAGAUCCGCCAAAGUUUGUUGAGCUUGUUGUGGUUGUGGACAACGCUGAGUACAAUCGACAUGGAAAAGAUACUCGACAGCGGAUUCUCUCAGCUGUGAAUCACGUUGACAAGGUCUAUCGACGUCUAAACAUUCGCAUCAUGUUGGUGGGCCUGGAGAUUUGGACCAAAAGAGACCUCAUCAAGGUGGAUCCGAGUGAAGGGACUACUCUGGACAACUUCCUGUCAUGGCGUCAGUCCGACCUCCUCCUGAGAGUGAAACAUGACAACGCCCAGUUUGUGACGGGGACGGACUUUGAAGGGGACACAGUGGGGCUGGCGAAUAAGUUUGCCAUGUGCACCCCGAACUCCGGUGGCGUUAACCAGGACCACCAUGAAAACCUGAUGGGCCUCGCCUCCACCAUCGCUCAUGAAAUGGGACAUAACUUUGGCUUGUCCCACGAUGCCGCUGGAUGUCUGUGCGGUGCCGGUUACAGCAGCUCGGACUGUGUGAUGACAGAAAAGAUCAAAGGUGGGAUGUUUCCAGAGUUUUUCAGCAGCUGCAGUUUGAGGCAGCUGGAUGAAUUCAUGCAGCGAGCUCAGCCUAACUGCCUGGAGCUACCUGCCUCUGGCUCCUCUAAGAGCAUCGCUUUGGGUCCAAGCUGCGGUAAUGCCAUACUAGAUCCCGGAGAGGAGUGCGACUGUGGCACUGCACAGGAAUGUAACAACUCUUGCUGUGAGGCAUCAACAUGUCGGCUCACUGCAGGAUCCCAGUGCGCUCACGGACAGUGCUGUGAAAACUGUCAGUUCAAAGUGACGGGCAGCGUGUGCAGGAAGUCAGCAGGCGAGUGCGACCUGCCUGAAUACUGCACAGGAAACUCCCAGGACUGUCCCGAAGACGCCUUUGAGAUGAACGGCAAAUCCUGCAACAAACAGGCACAGGGUUUCUGCUUCAACGGACAGUGCCCCAUGCGAGAGCACCACUGCUGGAGGCUGUUUGGAGAAGGAGCCGCAGUGGGUCCUGAUCUGUGUUUUAACUCCAACAAAAAGGGGGAAGAUGGCGCCAACUGUGGGAGGGACAAAUCCGGCCCUGUUCCCUGUUCUGCAGAGAAUGUGAAGUGUGGCUCGAUGUUUUGUGUGAAUGGAGGGGACUCCAUCACAGGAAAACUGGCCGUCUACGAAGUGUUUCGCUUCAAUUUAAAGUGUAAAGCCGCCGUUGAAGAUGACCGGAGCAGAAACCUGGACAUGGUACCGAAUGGAGCCACGUGUGGAUCAAAUAAGGUUUGCUUGAAUCAUCGAUGUGUGGACAUCUCCAUUUAUGGAAAAAGGGAGGAUUGUGCAAAGAAAUGCAACAACAAUGGGGUGUGUAACCACAAGAACCAGUGCCACUGUGAUCCCGGCUGGGCGCCACCUUACUGUGACAUCCAGUAUGCAGAUCUACCUCAAGCUCACACGGCGAUGGUAGCCGGAGUGUGUGCCGCCUUGUCCACUCUGCUGGUGGUCUGUGUGCUGGUGGUCGGGCUGACGUGCCGUAAGAAGAUACACAUGGAAAAGCGCACCAGGAAAAGGAAAGUUCCUUCCAAGCUGAACCCCACAUUCCAGGGAGGAGCCCGACCUCAGAUCAGCCAGCCCACUCUGAUGGCGUCCACGGCAACGCAGGCCCACAGCCCUCUGGUUGUAGCCGUGACUCCCAGCAGAGCGGCUCCACAGCCUCCUAAAAACGUGACUUCAGUGUCGUCUACCUCUGAAACUGAACCGACCAAACCUCAACCUCCAUCCAAACCUUUGCCACAUCUGACCAAAACGGAGCAGAAUGGAGCCAAACCAAAUCCUCCACCUGUUCCUCCGGUCAAGCCCAGGCCUCCUCCUCCAGCCGUGGCCAACACGAGGCCCAGUGUCCAUCCUCCUCGGCUUCCAGCAAAACCCAGAUUCCAAAAGGUUACCUGAAAUACUCCUAAAGGGGACAGGAGGAGCAAAGGAGGAAGAAUCCAGUGUGCAAUUUUGUGUUUACGUUGUAAAAUGAAAGCUGCAAAUGGAAAGACUAGCAGUUUAACAUUUUUAUAUUUAAAAUGUUUCUCCUUGAAUAGUGGGAUGCUCUGCAGUUUUGAUAAAUUCCUGGAAAUAUUUAUAUAUAUUUUAUGUUAACUUAUAUAAAUCAAAAACAGCUGGAGAUGCACACACCAAAUAUAAUAAUAAUAAUCAUGAACUGCUGGAUAUAAACACUACAAGGUUCCUUUCAUCUGCAAGGUGAUUAUUAUAUAAAAUGGGAGCCGCUUUGUGAUUUUUAGUUUUUUGUGUCUAACUUAAUGAUUUUAGUGUUUAUCCAUGCAGCCAAACCUCCAAAUUUAGUCAGAAAAGACAAAUAUUUAUGUAUUUAUUUCUGCUGCUACAAAUAUUUGCAGCCUAAAGUUUUGAUAUUUAGGGAACCUUUUAACAUCUGAGACAUUUCCGGUGAUGCUUGAAAACAAUAUUUUUAACAUGUUGUAACUUUUCAACUGUGAGCACAAUAACUCCAGUAGAUUCUGAAGGAGAA